Mirounga angustirostris (Northern elephant seal) is the source of this 5045-nucleotide messenger RNA. It is a transcript of the gene CHMP6, whose product is annotated as charged multivesicular body protein 6. Gene Ontology annotation, biological process: late endosome to vacuole transport via multivesicular body sorting pathway; vesicle budding from membrane. The coding region runs from base 597 to 1262 and encodes 221 amino acids. NCBI's taxonomy places the organism in Eukaryota, Metazoa, Chordata, Mammalia, Carnivora, Phocidae. The transcript is spliced from 8 exons. Gene Ontology annotation, cellular component: ESCRT III complex; multivesicular body. The record is from RefSeq and is a predicted model, not a curated record.
GAACCCCCGAGGCGCUUCUCUUCUCCUGAGGACUCACCUUUGGGUUUCUCUGGAGGGAGGCCUUUCCGCUUGCCGGGAAUUCAGUUUGGUGUGGCCCGGACUGGAACAACGCGGUUUGCACACAAUAAACCGAAUUACUGCCUGAGGUUUUCCUGGCUGUAAAGCUGAGAAGCUCCAGGCCCCAGUGUGCUCUCUGCCCUGUGACCCUCCGCUGACGCCUCUCAUUUUACAAAGGAGGCAGUCUGGCCCCACCUGCUUCUUUGGCUCAUCUUCAAUACUCUGUACACGCCCAGCUUGGACAGUGGCCCGAGGGGCAGGGGCGGGUGCCCAGCCCCCCGGGGAGGAACGGCAGCCAGAGCUGAGAAGACUGCACACGUAGGCUGGUCACGGUGUCUCUGGGCCAUGGGGCCGGGAUAGCGGGCCCCUUUCAUUGCAGCAAGGAGAAUGUGUGCGGCCAUCACCUGGCCUGACCCACAAGCCAUGCGGUUCCCUGGGACAGGCACUAAGGAGAACGUGCUGUAGAGGGACCCGUGAAGCAGGCCCCUGCAGACACGUCUACGCUGGUGGAUGGUUUCUCACUGUCCUGAGUCUUAAAGAUGUACGAACCUUUUGACUUAAUUAAGUUAAUUAACUCAACAGUAAUCGAUGCUAAAGAUAUAAAGCUACAUAUGAGAAAUGCCCUGUGCCUGCAGGUGUUCACCGUACUGUCAUCUGAAAUGCAACUGAAGCAGCAGAGGGACAAGCUGAAGCAGUACCAGAAGAGGGUCACCCAGCAGCUGGAGCGGGAGCGCGAGAUCGCCAGGCAGCUCCUGCGGGACGGGAAGAAGGAACGGGCCAAGCUGCUGCUCAAGAAGAAGCGGUACCGGGAGCAGCUUCUGGACAAGACAGAAAACCAAAUCACCAGCCUGGAAACGAUGGUCCAGAGUAUUGAGUUCACCCAGAUUGAAAUGAAGGUGGUCGAAGGGCUGCAGAUUGGAAAUGAGUGUCUGAAAAAGAUGCAUCAGGUGAUGUCCAUAGAAGAAGUGGAGCGGAUACUGGAGGAGACCCAGGAGGCCGUGGAGUACCAGCGGCAAAUAGAUGACCUAUUGGCAGGAAGCUUCACUCAGGAAGAUGAAGAUGCCAUCCUGGAGGAGCUGAAUGCAAUCACUCAGGAGCAGAUAGAGCUCCCAGAGGUCCCUUCAGAGCCGCUUCCCGAAAGGAAACCAGAGCAAGUCCCCCGCGAGGCCAGGCCCAAGCAGGUGGAACUGGUGGCAGCCUCGUAACUUGGCCUCCUCUUCCAGGACUGGCGGGGACUCCCCAGAGACUGGGGCCCACAGAGUUUGGGUGCGUGGCCAGCCCGGCCCGGCUCCCAGGAGGCCGGCGCCAGGCCAGGCCGGUCAGGUGCUGACGGAGCAGCGUGGCGCACCCAGGGCUCCAUCCCAGGGUGACUGCGGAUGGGCGCUUCCCUGGUGCUGCUGUCUUGCUCUCAUUUCUGGAUUAAAUGGCAACGUUCAGACCCUCCGGCCACACACGGCCUCUGACGCUGUGGCUCCCACGCAGCCACAGGCAGACCCAGCGCUCCUGGUGCUGGCCACACUCCUGUCCCCGGCCCCGCGAGGCUCCACGGCCGCCUUCUCCGCAGCUCGCUCUCUUCUUUCGAGGGCGUGUCGAACCCAGCUUCCUUGCCCGCCCUUUGCUCACUUCUUGCUGCUGCCGGCGGCCGGCGGCUUCCGUGAGGGAGUCCCUGCCAUGGCCUGGCUUCCUGACCUGCCCAGUCUCCUUGUCGCUUCAGGGCUGGAAACCAGUCCUCCUCUGUGUCGGUGUUUGGGGGCGUUGGGCCGGCGAGGAGGGGGACCACCCCUGCUGGCUUGGUGGCUGCGGAGCCCCGACCAGCCCUCAUCACCAGCGGGAGCUCGGCCCCACUGCAAAGGGACGUUCCUGGAGAGCCGGUGGUCUCCCAGGGCUUCCCGGAGGUGCUGACGGGCCCACUCGGGUGGGUGCAGCCCCUGUUGCCUGGGAAGCUGCACCCGGGGCUCUCCGACCGGGCGGACGCUGUGGGGGGUGAUCGCGGCUCUCUAUCUGACGGUUCAUCUUGGUAUUAGACAAUCCCGAUGAUAUCUCCCUCCCAACAAGAACAGAAAGGGGAUCCUCCCAGCCCCCCAACAGGUCAGCCCCAUAUUAAAGUUGAUGCCUGCAUGGUCUGCUGCCUCAUGGAGUAGGGUCCAUGGGAGCACCUGGGUGGGUUAAAGUGUGGCUCUUCUCCUCUCGGGUCCCUGAAAUACGGCCCCUUGACCCGCACAGGGCAUUCACUCGAGGGCGCCUGCCUCAGGAGCACCACGUGGGGGCUGGGGACGCAGGGGCAGGUGAAGGUCCUCAGUGCGCCGGGUGGGGCUCCAGCACUGACCGCACCCUGGGCUCUGGCCGUCCCCUCAGGGCAGCUUCGUGUAGCAAGGUGCAGGGUAGGGUCCUGGUCCUCCUCCAGUGGAACAGACACUGGUGGUCCCCUCAUUCACUGAGGCCGGCCUCAGACCCCUUGGGGUGAGGGAGGCUGGUCAGUUGGGUACCUCCUCCAGGAGGGGGGCUCGUUUGGAGUCCCAGUGCCCAGAUGGGAAGCCAGAUGCCCCAGGGAGUGAGCAGGCAACAGCAAGGAGAAGGAUGGGGGGUGUCCCACUUAUGGGGGCUUCCGUGCCCUUCAGUCGGAGGGCAUGAUGGGAUGCAGCCGAGUUGCCCCGGGGGGGUGGGGGUGAGACCCGAGCUGAAAACCUGGGUUUGGAGGUGUAAUGCCGGCCUCAGCCAGGAGAGGGCGCUCUGCCAGGUAAUUUGGGGAAACUGGCAUUGCCGGUGCCAGGCUGGCUGCUGGGCCCCACCCAUGUUUCCGGUAACACAGCCAGCCACCCCCAAGACUGCACAAUGGCCCUGAGGGCAGUUCUGAGAGACAAGGAGGCGCAGGCGGCCUUUCCAUCCAGCGACCCUGUCCCACUCUGCAGCUGCAGGUCCAAGAGCGUGGAGGGAAUGGACGGCCUGGUUGGGGGAGGUGCAGACCCCACUGGCAGGGUGGACCCAUCUCCUUUCCGUCUGCUCCCCAGGACCCCAGAGCUCAGGGUUGUCUGCAAGCCUGCCCUUUGCAGUCACAGGCUGGCCUCCCUGAGGGCUUCGUCACGGGAGCUGCAUGGUGGGAUGUCAGGGCUCCAACUGCCCCCCUGGUGAGCGCCUGGAGAACCCGCCUGGGUCUGCAUGGCCCACUCCCUGGCAUGGGGAACACCGCAAGCAGCCUGGGCGUCCUGACCCGGGCGAGGGGCACCCCCAUCUCCUGAAACAGCCCAAAAGUUGGGGAGGGAAUCUUGUCCUCUCACACUGUCCAAGAAGUUAGAUCUUACGUACCAAUUAAUCACCUUUUCUCUGUUUACACAUUUAUUCUGUUCACCUAGGGAGGUUAUGCCCUGAAACCCAGCAUGACCUUGAGCUGACUCCUAGGCUCUGGCCCUAGAGGUUGCCUGGCUUGCCAGCCCAUGUGGGGCGGGGGGGGGGGGGGGCCGGGGUGACCCCUCCUGCUAGGAUGAGCCUCACAUUGAUCCUGCCCAGCACUGAACCCUGGUCUUAAAAUACCAGUGAUGUGACCCUGACGCAACUUUGUUCUACAGGGCAUAGCCCUCAGGAACACUACAGACAAGUGAGAACUGAGUUCAAACCUCUGGUGGCAGAGCUGGUAUCCUGCCCAAGAUCAGUGGGGGCUAGGGAAACAGGUGGGAGAGGCCUACAGGGGGGCCAUGGGGCCAUCAGACUAGAGAGGACUACCUGGGGAGCUGGGACAGGAAGGAGGGGUGAGGACUGGGCUCGGGGACCAUUUUGGUGGGAUGCACAUUUGUCCCCAGUACAGGCAGCAUGAAAGUUUAAAAGCAGGGGGUGGGGAGGCGGGGGCACCCAGGAUGAGAUGGGGGCACCACCCAGGAUGAGGUGGGGCACCCAGUUAUGGAAUGGGGUCUCCCUGGCCCAUCUGUGUGCCCUGCCCUAGGGAGGCCUCCUCCCCACCUACAGCCACCCCUUAGGGUCUCCCUGAAACCCUGCCCUACCCAGGGAGAGAAUUGGGGGACAUCAGGCAGAGUGUGGGGCAUUGUCCUGACAACACGGGGGCUUCUGGAGGUGCCAGCUCCUCUCCGUGGUCACUCACUGGCCACAAACUCAGGAGGGAGGCCCUGCCGCCCUGUCCACAUCCAUGUGCACAAGAACAGUCGAAGCUCAGAGUGGCCACUGGAGGCCAGCAGAACCUGUGGUCUGAACCAGCCAGGCUGACAGGCUGCUGGGACAAAAAUCCUUGUUCUCCAGAGGAUCAUGACAGACCCAGAGUCGACACAACACAGCAGCCAAAAUGCCGGAUUAGAACAAAGAAUCAUGAAAACGUGACCAGCUUCCAAGGGAAAAGACAAUCAGUAGAUGCCAACUCAGAUCCAGGUGGCGGGAUUAUCGGAACUAUGUCACAGAAGGUAAAGUUAAACACACUGGAAACAGAUGGAAAGAUCUCAGUUGGGGAGUAGAGAGGAUACAAAAGAACGAGAUGUAAAUUUCAGAACUGAAAAAUAUACCAAAAAUACAAAAAAUUAACAAGCUCAACUGCAGAAAGGAGGUGUCCAAGGAAAGACUAUGAGCUGGACGAUCAGCCAACAGAAAUCAUCUGGUCUGGAGAAGAGACGGAAGUGUGGGGGCAAGUCCAUGCCUCGGGGCAAGUCCAUGCCUCAGGACCAGUGAGACAGGAUGCGAAGGUCCAAUGCUGUGUUACUAAAAUCCCAAGAGAGGAGAACAUGAUAGCAGGAAAAAAAAUUUUUUGGAGAAAGACUGGCCGAAAAGUUCUCACAUUUGAGGAAAGACUUCAACUUACAGACAAGAAUUGCAGUGACCCCCCAACAGGGCCAAUCCAAAGAAAGCCGUGCCUAGACAUAUCAUAAUUAAACUGCUAAAAAUUGAAGGCAAAGAAAAAAAAUCUGGAAGGCUCCAGGUGGAAAUGAAAGCUGUAGAGAGGAACAAUGAUCCAAACAAGCACUGGGAUCAGAAACCACAGGGGCCAGAAGAUG